ACACGAAAACACUCGACAACUCCACCAGUAGAACAAACAAACAAACAAAUGCGAUGCGAGAUGAAUGCAGUGUGCGACUGGCAACGAGACGCGACGACAACUGGCAGCUUGUUUCGCGAAGUGCAAUUCGAAACAGUUGCUCCAAUUGUUUUCCUUUCCCCCAAAACAUUACUUUCAGCUGGCGUACGAUCGAACGACAAAAAAAAACAGAGACGACCUCGUGGCACCUUCACAGGGCACCCGAAACAGUGGCACCAGGUCUUGUCUGCUUAUCAAACAGUGAGUGUGUUAUUGCCUUUGUAGCGCAAUACUGCAUAAGGUACCCGAACCGGCAGUGUAGAUGUGCGAUACGUUUGAAGUGACAGUAAACACCUUCGACGAACUGAUAAAUUAAACGGAUUGAUAACACAGCCUACUUCGGCACUUGCCGUGCGCAGAGAGAAACCCGAACCCCGAAGAUGUGUCUCGCUAGUGAUUAACCAAUACUGGCUGGUGGUGAAUGGUGCAGUGCCGCGUGGAUCAAUUCCCACCAUGUACGGAAAAUUUUUCUCCACCAAGCGUGACAUCGUGUGGGCGCUGGUCGUGUUUUGCUGCAUUCUGGCCCUUUAUCUCUACCACAAUCAGCUGUCGGAUCGGCUCGCUACGUUGGAGGAGUUUAAGCGUACGCACCAGGAGGAACACGAGCGGACGGUGGUACGGGGCGGGGCAGCAGAUUUUAUUGUGCCGCCGUAUCAAGUGGUCGAGUACGAUGCCCACUACACACCGGUGCCGGAUGAUGGGUGGAUCGAAAAGCUACCGGGCGAUAUGGGGAAGGCGGUGAUACUGCCCGACAACAUUACCGACGACGUUCGGGAGCUGGUCCAGCAGGGCUACGACAAACAGGGCCUGAAUCAGUACGUUAGCGAUCUGAUGCCGGUACGGCGCCGGUUACCCGAUCUGCGGGACCCUUGGUGUACGGCGGAACAACGACUUCGGACCGCGCUGCCGCAAGCAUCGAUCGUGAUCGUGUUCUACAAUGAGGCGUGGUCGGUGUUGGUACGUACCGUGCACUCCAUCCUGGACCGUAGCCCAAAAGCGCUCAUCCGCGAGAUCAUCCUGGUGGACGAUUACUCUAAUCUGGCACAUCUACGCACACAGCUCGACGAGUACUUCAGCCGCUAUCCACUCGUGCGCAUCCUGCGCGUGCCCAAGCGCCUUGGGCUGAUACGAGCCCGACUGUACGGUGCCCGGAAUGCGUCGUCCGAAUUUCUCACCUUUCUCGACGCCCACUGCGAGUGUAUGAACGGUUGGCUCGAGGGUCAGCUGGAUGUAGUGGUGCGAGAUCCGCACGCCAUCGCACUGCCGACGAUCGACUGGAUCGACGAGAACAACAUGAAGCUGGUAAGCGACAAGGCACCGGUAUACUACGGCGCAAUGGGAUGGGGUUUGGACUUCGAGUGGCGUGGCCGGUGGGAUCGCGUGAACAAACCGGCCAACAAGAUGGAACCGUUCAGCACACCGGUGAUGGCGGGUGGAUUGUUUACGAUCCAUCGGAAAUUCUUCGAGUGGCUCGGCUGGUACGAUGACGGGUUGGAUGUUUACGGCGGUGAAAACAUUGAGCUAUCGCUGAAGGCGUGGAUGUGCGGCGGGAAACUGCUGACCGUGCCUUGUGCCCGUGUUGCUCACAUCCAAAAAACUGGACAUCCCUAUCUGGAUGAAGUAACUACCGACGUCGUACGCACCAACUCGGUUCGCGUGGCUGAAGUAUGGCUGGAUGAGUACGCAUCCGUGCUGUACGGAAUGUUUGGUGGACCACAGUUUCGCGGUAACUAUGGAGAUGUCUCCGCCCGCAAGCAACUACGAAAGGAUCUCCAUUGUAAAGACUUUCACUGGUACCUGGAGAACGUAUUCCCGGAGUUGACCGGAGAACUCGACAAACGUCCCGGACAAGGCCCAGUACGGAACGAAGCUUUGACUGGGUCACCCGACUACUGUUUAACGUACGUUGAGCCAAAGAACACCGUCCACAUGGCACCAUGCCAGCAGGCGAACGCGUGGCAAGAGUGGGUGUUCAGUUUGUACGGCGAAAUUAGUACCGAUAACCACUGUCUAGACUACGACGGUAACAUGCUGCUGCUGUACCAUUGCCACAAGGCGAAGGGAAAUCAAGAAUGGACGUACAAUGCUACCACGUACCAGUUCAAGCACAAGAAACACAAGGGCAAGUGUUUGGAUGUCGAUGAAGCGAUGAAGAAGGUGCGCGUCAAUGAAUGCGACCUGGAUGAACAAUCUCAGAAGUGGCACUAUCCGGCCAUAGAGUUUAAUGAGUAGAUAAAGAGCCAAAGCACUGAACCCAUGCCGUUCCGGAAAGAUAUGUUAGUAAAACAUAAUAAAUGGUUUAAAUAU
Messenger RNA from Anopheles moucheti, 2385 nucleotides. RefSeq names its product putative polypeptide N-acetylgalactosaminyltransferase 9. Gene Ontology annotation, cellular component: Golgi apparatus. NCBI's taxonomy places the organism in Eukaryota, Metazoa, Arthropoda, Insecta, Diptera, Culicidae. The record is from RefSeq and is a predicted model, not a curated record. The coding region runs from base 532 to 2310 and encodes 592 amino acids. The transcript has 4 exons.